AUGGGCACAGGUUCUGAGGGUGGGUCAUGGACAAGCCCUUCCUCUGACCUAGACCUCGCAUCUCCAUCCUCCCUGGUGCCUUCCCAUGCCAUGACAUCACCUUCUCUAGUUACCCGCACAUCACAAGCCAGGGGCCUUUCUCCACCUGUUCCCGCCACCUCACCUGGUGCCCCUGGCAUGCUGGGCACCACCGGCACAUUGAGCACAAGCUUGGGACGUGUGACAAGUUCACCUUCAGAUGUGAGCAGCACCUCAGUUGAGACCCGGGUAAUUUCAGAAGCCUCUACCGCUACAGAGGGACUCCACCUUCCUGGGAACACAGCAGUGACCAACGUGGGGACCAUCACUUCUGCACAGGAAUCCCAGUCCUCUGAGCCAGCAGGCUCGGAGACACCGAAAGGCACCACUCCAACCAUCACCUCUUCCCUCAGUUCUUAUGCCACGGUUUCCACACGAAUGGCUGGCCUCUCUGCAACCACAGAGUUGGAGACACAGUCAAUGUCAUCUCUUGCCCCAGAACUGGGGGACACCAGCGCCUCCCAGCACACCAUCAUGGCCUCAAAGAAAGUCAUUGUCCCUUCUGUAACGUCCCCUGAUACUACUGAUGAGGCCGCCAGGAGUGACGUCAUCUCCUCUAGCAGGACACCCAUCCCUGGCCCUGCUCUGUCCACGCUGUCACCAGACAUGCCAACAGCAAUCAACACCAGGCUGUCUACCUCCCCGGUCAUGACAGAGUCCACAGCUGUAACCAUGCACACCGAAACAGGUCUCCCUGGGGCUACAUUACAGAGCACAGGUACCUCGGAUGCAUCAGCCACAGCCUCCUGGGCAGAGAGUCACUCGGCUGGGACUCAGGGUUUUGCACACCCAGUUGUAACCAUAAGCAUGGGCACAGGUUCUGAGGAUGGGUCACGGACAAGCCCUUCCUCUGACCUAGACCUCACAUCUCCAUCCUCCCUGGUGCCUUCCCAUGCCAUGACAUCACCUUCUCUAGUUACCCGCACAUCACAAGCCAGAAGCCUUUCUCCACCUGUUCCCGCCACCUCACCUGGUGCCCCUGGAUUGCUGGGCACCACCAGCACAUUGAGCACAAGUUUGGGACAUGUGACAAGUUCACCUUCAGAUGUGAGCAGCACCUCAGUUGAGACCUGGGUAAUUUCAGAAGCCUCUACCGCUAUAGAGGGACUCCACCUUCCUGGGAACACAGCAGUGACCAACGUGGGGACCAUCACUUCUACAAAGGAAUCCCAGUCCUCUGAGCCAGCAGGCUCAGAGACACCGAAAGGCACCACUCCAACCGUCACCUCUUCCCUCAGUGGGGAUGCCACGGUUUCCACACGAAUGGGUGGCCUUUCGGAAACCACAGAGUUGGAGACAGAGUCAAUGUCAUCUCUUGCCCCAGAACUGGGGAACACCAGAGCCUCCUGGCACACCGUCAUCGCCUCAGAAAAAGUCACUGUCCCUUCUGUAAUGUCCACUGAUACUACCGAUGAGGCCUCCAGGACUGACGUCAUCUCCUUUAGCAGGAUAUCCAUCCCUGGCCCUGCUCCGUCCACGCUGUCACCAGACAUGCCAACAGCAAUCAACACCAGGCUGUCUACCUCCUCAGUCAUGACAGAGUCCACAGCCGAAACCAUGGCCACUGAAACAGGUCUCCCUGGGGAUACAUCACAGAGCACAGGUACCUCGGAUGCAUCAGCCACAGCCUCCUGGGCAGAGAGUCACUCGGCUGGGAUUCAGGGUUUUGCACACCCAGAUGUAACCGUAAGCAUGGGCACAGGUUCUGAGGGUGGGUCAUGGACAAGCCCCUCCUCUGACCUAGACCUCGCAUCUCCAUCCUCCCUGAGGGACUCCACCUUCCUGGGAACACAGCAGUGA
This is a messenger RNA of Mirounga angustirostris (Northern elephant seal), 1878 nucleotides long. Its product is annotated as mucin-16-like. The record is from RefSeq and is a predicted model, not a curated record. The coding region runs from base 1 to 1878 and encodes 625 amino acids. The transcript has 2 exons. Lineage: Eukaryota; Metazoa; Chordata; Mammalia; Carnivora; Phocidae.